AUGCUUUCCUUGAAUAGUCCAGUCUCGGUGCCAGGAAAUCCAACUCCUACGACGACAAUGGACUCGAAUAUUGCCACCAAUGGCACAAACCCGAAGCCAGUGAGUGGCGCAACCAUGACCCAUGCGUCACACGUUACGAGCAAAAACGGGCAAAAUGGCGAGACUGCGCCAAAGAAGCACCACAUCUGGCUUGUUACUGGCCCUGCCGGCUGUGGAAAGACGACUGUGGCACAGCACAUCUCACAGGCAUUGAACCUACCAUAUCUGGAGGGCGACGAGUACCACCCCAAGGCCAACAUCGACAAGAUGGCCAACGGCAUCCCUCUCACAGACGCCGACCGAUGGGAUUGGCUCACUUUGCUCCGUGAGGAGUCACUCAAGAAGCUGGCCGCUGGAGCUGAGGGCGUCGUGCUGACGUGCUCGGCACUGAAGCGCAAAUACCGUGAUGUCAUCAGAGUGGCUCCUUACUACUCGCACGAUGUUAUACUGCACUUCAUCUACCUACACGCAACCGAAGAAGUCCUGCUCGAGCGCGUCGGCGCCCGGAAGGGGCACUACAUGGGGGCCAAUAUGGUGCACAGCCAGUUUAGCAUCCUCGAGCCGCCAACCGCCGAAGAGACGGACGUGAUCAGCGUGGACGUCAGCGGCAGCCCAGAAGGUGUGCUCAAAGAUUCUCUCAGCAAGGUUCUCCAGAAGAUCGACGAGACGGCAUGA
Neoarthrinium moseri is the source of this 714-nucleotide messenger RNA. RefSeq lists its product as uncharacterized. The coding region runs from base 1 to 714 and encodes 237 amino acids. NCBI's taxonomy places the organism in Eukaryota, Fungi, Ascomycota, Sordariomycetes, Amphisphaeriales, Apiosporaceae. The transcript has 2 exons. The record is from RefSeq and is a predicted model, not a curated record. Gene Ontology annotation, molecular function: gluconokinase activity. Gene Ontology annotation, cellular component: cytoplasm.